ACUCAACGUAGAAUAUAUACAUCUGCUAGAUCUCUUAGUCCAUUAUUUUAAAGAGAGAGAGAGAGAGAGAUGGGAGACGAAAACAACAAAGGCAGAGUAUGUGUGACUGGUGGAAGUGGUUUUGUGGGAUCAUGGAUGGUGAAAAGGCUUCUCCAACAUGGCUAUUCUGUCAACACAACUAUCAGAAUGCAUCCAGAGAAAGAAAGGGACAUUAGUUCCUUGAGAAAUCUGGAAGGCGCAUCGGAAAGGCUAGCGGUUUUCGAAGCGGACCUCGACCGGCCGGCGAGCUUCGCGGCGGCGAUCGAGGGCUGCGUCGGCGUGUUCCACGUGGCGCACCCCCUCGACUUCGAGGAGAGGGAGGCGGAGCAGGUGAAGAUCGAGAGAGUGGUGAACGGAGCCGUCGGCAUUCUGCAGGCGUGCCUCGACGCCAAGACCGUCAAACGCGUCGUUUACUGCUCGAGCACCUCCGCCGCCAUCGUCAUCAACGAGGAGACCGGCGGCGUCGACGUCAUCGACGAGAGCUCGUGGACUGAUGUGGAAUUUGUGAGAAGUUUGGGGAUAUUUGGGGGACCUUACAUGGUCACAAAAACCUUGGCGGAGAAGAGUGUGUUGGAUUUUGGUGAGAAGCAUGGUUUGGAUGUUGUGGCUGUGCUUCCCACGUGGAUUCAUGGCCCUUUCAUUUGCCCUUACUUGCCUGACUCUGUCUCCAUAUUUAUGUCAUUCAUUUUAGGGAAGAAGGAAUGUUACCAUCAGCUGGGGAGGACUAGUGUGGUUCAUGUGGACGACGUCGUAAGAGCCCAUAUUCACCUGUUUGAGAAUCCUGAAGCAAAAGGGAGAUACAUUAUUUCGAAUGUUGAAAUUACGAUUGAAAAAUUGCAUGAAUUUCUGUCAGCUAAAUAUCCUGAAUAUAAGCUACCAUCCACAGAUGAGUUUGCGGAUCUGAAACGUGUUACAAUCCCCAGCUUGUCAAGCCGGAAGCUUGUGGAAAGUGGGUUCAACUUUGAAAAUGGAUUGCAAGAAAUGUACGAUGGGGCCAUCAAAUCUUGCAAACAAAUUGGUCUUCUUUAGUUUCUCUUUCUUUUCUUUUUUGGGUCGGUACGCCAAAAAAAAUGGAAAUAUAUUGUCGAAAAUGAAAUGAGAUAUUAUUAUUGGGACGGCCUAAAAAGAAAAGUAGGAUAUUACUAUUUGGACGAAAGGAAAUAUUAUUACCCGCAAUCUACUUAACAAUAUCAUC
Molecule: messenger RNA, 1234 nt
Organism: Salvia miltiorrhiza (redroot sage)
Lineage: Eukaryota; Viridiplantae; Streptophyta; Magnoliopsida; Lamiales; Lamiaceae
Product: vestitone reductase-like
Exons: 4
Coding region: 70-1068 (332 amino acids)
Molecular function (GO): oxidoreductase activity, acting on the CH-OH group of donors, NAD or NADP as acceptor
Source: RefSeq, a predicted model, not a curated record